This is a messenger RNA of Vitis vinifera (wine grape), 726 nucleotides long. Its product is annotated as protein EDS1. The coding region runs from base 1 to 726 and encodes 241 amino acids. Gene Ontology annotation, biological process: defense response. The record is from RefSeq and is a predicted model, not a curated record. NCBI's taxonomy places the organism in Eukaryota, Viridiplantae, Streptophyta, Magnoliopsida, Vitales, Vitaceae. The transcript has a single exon.
AUGCUAUGCCUUCAAGCUACAGGAGAGUUGGAGAAGCUAAAGUCAAGAAACCAGGAUAAGAUCAUUAAUGAUUAUAAGCAAAAGAUUGAAGGUGAAUUAAGAAAGCUGAGUAAGUACAAGGAAAAGGCCGAGACUUGCGGACUGGGCUACUAUGAUUCCUUCAAGCUCCAAGAAAAAGAAGAUGGCUUCCAGGCUAAUGUGAGCAGGCUUGUGCUAGCUGGUUACUGGGACGAGAUGAUGGAAAUGUUAAAAGCGUAUAAACUUCCGGAUGAAUUUGAGAAGAGCCAUGACUGUAUACGACUUGGAACAGAUUAUCGCCGCACGGUUGAGCCUCUAGAUAUUGCCAACUUUUAUCGACACGCCAAGGAUGAAGAGACAGGGUUCUACGUGAAAAAGGGGACUCGACCAAAACGAUAUCGAUACAUCCAAAAUUGGCUCGAGCAUGCUGAAAAGAAGCCAUCUGGAUCCCGCUCAGAAUCCUGUUUCUGGGCUGAGGUAGAGGACCUCCGCAUUAAAACUAGAAGCAACGGAUCCUCUCCAGAAAUUAAGCAGAAGGUUCUGCAACUGGGGCAAAAUCUAAUUAAAUGGAUUGAUGAUGAAUCUUUAGGCAAGGAUGUGUUGCUGGAGAAUUCCACCUUUGUUAAAUGGUGGAAACCCCUUCCUCCUGAGUAUAAAUCAGAACCCAAAUCAUCUCGCAUUAUGAAACUCAUCCAUGAGAAAGAUUGA